CCUGCGCACGCUCUAACGGCGCCGUGACGGGACCGGCCCCGCGCGGGCCGCCAUGCCGUACUCGACGUGCUGCCGGGUGGCCGCGGUCUCCUGCCUGGUGCUCUGCGUCUCCCUCCUCCUGCCGCGGACCUUCUUGUCUCGGGGCGGCGGGAGGCAGGAGCCCGGGGCCGCGCCGCUCGCAGCGCCCGCGCCGCCCGAGGGGAAGCUCAGUCGCUUUCCACCCAGGAUGCAUUACCAGGCUGCUCCCGACAGCCGAGCUGCCCCUCAUUUUCCAAGGUCUCACCUGGCUGAAGCAGUUGCCAAAGCCAAGGCAGGUGGAGGCGGUGGUGGAAGCACUGGUGGAACUGGGAGAGGUCUUGUGGGACAGAUUAUCCCUAUAUAUGGAUUUGGCAUCUUCUUAUAUAUCCUGUACAUUUUAUUUAAGCUGGCUUCCAAGGGAAAAACAAGUGCUGGAGAGCGGAAAUGCCCAACUGCUGCACCUGGGAACACCAAGAGAAAAAUCACUGACUAUGAGCUCACACAACUCCAGGAAAAACUGAGAGAGACAGAAGAAGCUAUGGAAAAACUAAUGAACAGAGUAGGACCCAACUCUGACAGCAGGACUCAAAAUGUUACAACAGACCAUGAAAAAAGGUUACUUCAGCAACUCCGAGAAAUUACCAGAGUUAUGAAAGAAGGAAAAUUCAUAGAUGGCAUCUCUCCUGAGAAGGAAGCUGAAGAAGCUCCUUACAUGGAGGACUGGGAAGGUUAUCCAGAGGAGACCUAUCCUGUCUAUGACAAUUCUGACUGCUUCAAGCGCAAACACGACACAAUCUUUGUAGAUUACCCUGACCUGAGCCAGCCCUCUGCAGAAGAGCUGGCAGAAAGAAUGGAGGACAUGGAAGAUGAGGAGCAUCUGUGCAAUCAAACUCUAUCUGAUCUCACCAUAGCAAGGGGAGAUCAUGAUUUAAUGCAGAAAGAAGACGAGGUCACUGGCAGCAGUGAAGAGGCAGACCUUCAUCACAGCCAGAGCACUGAGGGGUGCUGCUGCUGUUACGAUGACGAUGAUCCUGCUAUCAUAGCAGAGAACGCUGGGUUCCACUCUGAGAGUUGCAGCGAAGCAGAAGAGUCUACCCAAGAGGAUCUGUCUGUGGAGUUAGAAAAUGAAAAUGCAGCACUGAAAAAGCAAAAAGCCAGUGAUUUCAAUGAAACAGGCACACUGAGAAAGCGCAACGCAAAAGGACUUGAGUAAUAGGGACAGUAGUGGAUGUUAUCUGGAUGACAAAGGUAAAGGUUAUAAACUGUCAUUUGUGUGGUUUUUGUUCCUGAUGAAGACUUCUACGCUCAGCUCUUUGUACCAAUUUCAUUCCCAUGGUAACAAUCAGUCACAUCAUCUACCUGAUGCCCUCUUUUGUAGUCUUAUCAUGGUUUACCACAACAUUGCUAACAGUGCUUUGUCCUUGUUUUUGGAGACCGGUAUCUUGGAGCAGAUUAUUUGGUUCAGAUAUUUGUGAUUCUUUCAGAUUCUGAAGAAAUAGUCCUCAUUUUUCCUCUCUGUCCUCCCAGAGUUUAGAAAAUGUCUUUUUCUCAAGCACAUCUGUUUGUGCGCUACCAGAUACAAAAAUUAAUCAAGUGUUUAUAUAUUUAUGAGAUCACGAGGAAGUUGGAGGAGAAAGUAUGCCUUCUCUUACCUGAACAUUAACUGAUAGCAGAAUAGACCCUAGUCAUAGAUGUGACUCUUUCUUAACUGUGUCACUGCUGCUGCUGUAUGCCCAAGACAUUGCCAUAGCCAAAAUCCACAAAAUUCAUAUGCUGCCUCAACCUACCACCCAUUUCGCAGCUUAUGCCACACUGCAGGCUCAGUAGCCUCAUCUAUGCUGUGUUCCAUGAAGCAUGUGGGCAAGACUGAAACAUUCCGAGUUUUGUCUUUGCCAUAGCUAUGGUGAAACUCCCAAAUGAAUCCAGGAAUUGAACCAUACUUCAUGUUACAGAACACUGAAAAUAUUCCUGGGGAUUAAAAGAAACCAAACAAACAAACAAAAAAACCCCACCACCAGCAAUUAAGUUUGUCCUUAGAGGUAUAGAAGAGAUUGAUGGUGAAACUCAGAUUGAAACUUCCAGGCCCCAGGGACUUCCUUGGUGGCCUCCAACGCACCCCUCACACAGCACCAACACAGUGGCCCAAAAGAUGCCAGGCCCCCCCUUCUCCCUUGGGGCUCUGUGCAGAGGAGAUGGCACCUCCCCACACUCCAGGACCAGGGGACAGGGAAAGAGGGCCCACAUAAGACUUGGCAAUCAGGAAUUAUUUUAUGGAGUGCUGGGAACCCUUGUGCAGGCUGGCUGUGCCUCCCUUUCCUGCUGGCACAAUGUCCAGGUGCUUCACCCCUCUCAGCCACUGUCAGGAAUCAGGGGCUGCGCAACUUGUGGGGAGCUGCACUGGUGGGGGGUCACUGAGGACCCCCAACCCUCCUGGAACACUCUUGUCACCAUUUCAUCCAGGGGAGCCCAACCAUGGGAUGAUAAGGAGAGGGCUGGGCCCAGGCACACAAGGGGAACAGAGGGCAGUCCCUGUGCCCAAGGGGCAGCAGGAGGCCACAGGGGAGUGAUUCCUAGGACAACUCAGCACACCAACCCUCCUCCUUCUCCUACAUGAGGCCAUCUUUCAGACCACAGGCCCCCCAGCUCACAGAACAGCCACAUUUCACCACAUGCAUCCCCAUCACUGUGGCCUCCUCAUGUCAUGAGCUACCUCACUACCAUUUGUUCCAGGCCCUACACACAUGUCCCAGCAGCCACCUCACAAUUCACUGAGCUUCAAGCCCCUCAGUUUACAAGAAUGACUGGAAGAAAUGGGUCCCACCUCAGCAAGUUAAGUGGCUGCCCACUUUUGCAUGGGAAAGCAGAGACAUGCAGCAGAAACGAAGUAAAAGGAGGUAGCACACCAUCAGCAGCAUGGUAGCAAUGGCCAUCACUCAUGUGCCUGAUGGCAUGGAGCCCAUGCAGGUAGAUCCACCUGAAGACCAUGAAGAACCCAUGGAAGUGAUCUACCUCCAGCAUGGCCAUCCUAGCACCACUACAUCAUGCCAGGGCUUUCCUCCAUGACACCAUCACCAUGGCACUGCAGGAGCACACAGCCAGUGCCCUACCAUCAGCCCAACCAUCACUUAACAUUCUAUGAAAACAAUAAACCAAGAGAUUAACAAUAAAGACACAUUCCUCCUCUCAUUUAGUACCUUGGUAACUGCCCCUGGACUCCACUGUCAUCUCCUGGUUUCUCCAGUCCAGGAGACACUGAUGUGGAGGGUGUGGGCCCAGCCCAGGGCCUUUGAGAUGGUAAGGGGCCAAGGCGCUGAAGAAGUGGCAGAGAACUGCCUCUGGUCACAAAGGUGACAAGACACUGCAGCAGGCUGUCCAGAGAAGGUGUGGAUACCACAUUCCUGCAAGUGUUCAAGGUCAGGCUGGCUGGGGCUUCGGGAACGUAUCUGGUGAAAGGUGUGCCUGGGAAGACCAUGGAACAGAUCCCCCUAGAAGCUAGGAGCAAGCCCAGGAUUUCAAUACCUGGGUCCAGGACUAAUGCCUGCACCAAGACUUUGGUUUUUUAAACCAUGAAGAGCCUUCAAGAGACAAGGUAUGCUGGGGCCUGACAUGAUGCACCUGUCCCAAUGCGGGGGGUGGGAAGUGUCUUGGGGCAGGAACUGGUAGGGCUGAUCAAGACAGCUUUAGACUAGAAUGGAUGCAGGGAGCAGAUACCAACAGCACUGCAGUAGGUAAACUGAGGGUUGGUAUGGCAUCACCCAUGGGUGGUAGUGCUACUGGGAACAUUUACAACUGCUCCUGGGGGCACAGAGGGCUCAAGAAUGUACCUGAAAUGCUUAUACACAAAUGCACUCAGUAUGAGAAACGAACAGGAUGAAAUGGAAACACUGGUUAGCUCCCAGAGGGAUCUGAGAGGGGGUAGAGCAGGGUGGUACCUGGCAUCCAGUCAAGGUCCUUAAAUGUGACCAGAGGGCAACAAAGCCAGAAGCAGUGUUCUGUGAGAACAGCUAAGGACUUUAGGCUUGUCUAGUCACAGCUUAAGCAUAAACUUCACCUAUGGAAGCCCGAAGUAGACAGGGACAAUCUUGCCCACUUUCCUCAAAGGGCUGAUUGUAAGGUUACACUGUGUAAGUCCAAGUACUCUUUAACUGUUAAGGAGUAGUUACACUUAUACAGCCCUAAAAUUACAUUUGGCCCUUUGAAGGCAACUGCGAGGCUCACGUGACCCCUGGUAAAAAUGAGUUUGACACCCCACCAUACAGCUUCCUGAGGAUGGGGCACUGAGACAGAGAUGCUCAUCUUUUCUCCCUAGUAUCCAGUGAUACAACACAUGGGAAUAGUUCAAAGCUGCACCAGGGGAGGUACAGGCUGGACAUAAGAAAGCAUUUCUUUACCAAGAGAAGCAUUUCAAAUUCUGGGACAGGCUUCCUACAGAGGCAGUUGCUGCUCUAAGCCUGCCGGUGUUUGAAAAGCAUUUGGACAAUGCCCAUAGUACCAUGCUUGAACUUGGUCAGCCCUGGAGCCAUGUGGCAGUCGGACCCGAUGAUCACUCUAAACCCCUUCUAAUUGCACUCAUCUGUUCUAUUUAUCCUAUGGCACAUGAAGCCGACGGAGAUGAUUCAAGACAGCCAGCAUGGCAUCAACAAUGCAAGUGUCGCCCGUCACAGAAGCACCCCAAAAAUCAAUUUAGGCAGGUGCUAAGUUCUAAACAGACUUAGUUGAUUCUAACCAGAACUGUUUAGCAGAGAACCAACUAGAAACAGGGUUUAUCCAAAAUUAUUCAGCACUCCAGCAACAUCCUAAACCACAUAUUGGGAUACCAGUUUAGUUACUACACAGCUGAUUCAGACUCAAGGUAUCCCAAAAGUUUAGCAUGACGAUUCAACAUGUGCAUCUACCCACGGAAAAACUGAGAGCUCUCAAGGGUACCCAGAAGAUGUAAUCACAAGGCAAGGUGUCUUAGCCCUCAAGAAAAUCUCCUUAGAUGGUGUCCCAAGCUAAGGAGGGGAGUCUCUGACCACAGCUACACUCUGAGGAAGACCAACUCAAAGGGGGUCUCAGGUGGGCUCCAUUUAUACCCUCAUUGAAUAUGAGCUUAUGGUCAUUUAUGGUAGUAGUCUAGAAACUUCUCUCAACAGAGGGAAGGUCAAGGCCCCUGUCUGUUGACCAAGGGGUGUAUAUGUGACCACAGUCGUCUACUGUCUAGAGAUUUCUGGUGCAUUUUUUUGGGGUGCAGGCCGAGUGCGACAGUGGUAGGUGCACCUGCCACACAUCCACCCCAUUACCAGAGUCAUGAUUCAACUGGUCUCUUCAGAGCAGUAGUGCAGUCACCUCUUGCCUCUGAAGUUAAAAGGAAGCACAGUUUUCCCAAGUCUUAAUGCCCACUGUGAUUCAGCAUUUCUCUAUUACCUUCCAACCAUUACAAACACAAUCAGUAAUCAAUAAUUACCAUCAAUAAUUAACCAACAACAAAAUUAUAGCAACAAUCAUCAGUGGCAACAGAUAAGUAGGUAGGCACUAUUUGAAGGUUGUAGAAGGCUGGUUAGCCAUCCUGGCAAAGAAAAACCAAACAUCAAACUUUUUCCACCCAAUUAGUCCCCACUGUGGCAUUAAUUGCCUGUAUCCUUUGCUGCUUCCUUCACCUCAUUUAGUCCUGAAGCAGCACUGAUACACUAUAUAUGUGGAUGGAGACCUUGUCUAUGGACAUGUCCAAGACUUCACACACUCUAGCACUCUUAUACUAGUAUUUUGCAUUGUUUCUUCCAAUAUAUUAAAUAGCUCUUCUGCACAGGUGCAUGUAAGGGCAAAGAUUCCUUGUCCAGUUUGACACAUUCACUGACUUUCAGAAGAUAAAAAUAUUUGAGAUAUAGCCACAGAAGCAGAGGUAGUGCCGUUUUACGAAGUCCAUUUGGCAGGUAUACAAAAUUAGUUCUGUAUCUUGAAGUUCCAUUAUGCCAUUGCCAUCAUCAUCUGCAUUAAUAACCUUGAACUUGUUUCAAGUGUUAUUUGCGACAGUUUCUUUAUCUGGACAGCUGCAACAGCUGCCCAUGAUCCAGGUUAUCAGUAGAUUUGGCCAUAAAUAUUGUCAACCUUUGCUGCAGUAUCAAGGCUUCUGUCAUACUUCAAAUUGUCCACACUGGUCACUGUCACCACUGCUAGAAGAAAUGACAAGAUUGUCCAUUUUUCUCUUGUCCUGUAAGAAAAAACAAAACUCAAGCUUUGAGAUCCGUCUUUCUUGUUCCAAGUCUGGGAUUAUCCACCAGACACAAGUACAAUGAGUUUUCCCACUUCCAUUCAGAGCUUCCCAGGCAUAUAAGCCUCUCUGUUUUGCCAGGGUCAUGGGCACAAUACUGGUAGAAGGUAAUUUCACCCUGACAGGUUGGCCCAUGUGUGCUUUUCAUAGAGGCUGGUCCUUUCCAUUGUUUGGUACGGAAACGUUGUAUGGAGCACUCAAUACCUUAACCCUCAAGUCCAAUCUUGAACCACUGUAGCUGUGGAGUGUGUUCUGUUAUGUUCAUCUUUGAGAACAUUAAGGGCCUCCGCAUGCUAUGAGGUCCGAUCCCAUCUCUGUUCCUCCACAGCAGGUCUUAUCAAGUGCAAUCACUGAAAAUCCCAGUAAGUGUCUUUUCCAGUAUCCCAAUGUGCCCAACAGCUGCUGCAACUCUGCUUUGCUGUCUGACUCCUCUUAAUAGCCAACACGGUAUGAUCAUCAUCAGUACUAAAAUAGCUCCCUCUAUCCACCAGGCCCCUAGGAAUUUAACUUCCUGACCAGAACCUUGACAUUUGGAAGGUGGAGUAGUUUAGUUUGUCAGUAAGCUCUGGACAGUCUCAGCUACCUGCUCAACCUGUUUCUUAUUGCCUCCACCCACCAAGAUGUUUUAUCUAUAGAUUGAUACAUGUGAAUACCUGAUGGCACAUUCACAGUGUUAAUGCGCAGAGCCAGGGUGUUGUGCGCAGUAGUGGGAGUGUUUAUACCAGGGGUGUCCAACUCGUUUUCACCAGGGACCACUUCAGCCUCACAGUUGCCUUCCAAGGGCCAAAUGUAAUUCUAGGACUGUAUAAAAAUAUAGGAGUAGUUAAAUUUAUGCAGUCCUAAAGUGAAGUUUUGCCCUUUGAAAGCAACCACAACACUGACACAGCCCUCAGUGCAAAUGAGUUUGACACUCCUGUUUUAUUCCCUUGUGGAAGACAAUUUCAAGUGUAGUGUCUCCCUUCCCAGGUAAAUUGAGGUUUGUCCUCCUUCUUUAAGGAAAUCGUAAAAAGUAUCUUUGGCAUCUAAGGCUGCCACCCACAGAUGGGCUGCUGCUUGUAUUGCAGUCACCACUGAAGUUAUGUCAGGAUGGCAGUCAUAAAGGGUGGGGUGUUGCUAUUCAGUUCCUGGUAAUCAAUAAUGAAGCACCACCGCCCAUCCAGUUUACAAACUGGUCAAACUGGAAAAUUAUAGGACAAAUGAGUGCAUCUGAUGAUCAAGACCAUCUCUGUAACACCCCGCUGUGCUGCACUCAGCAGGAGGUAUUAUCAUGAGUAUGGGUUUUUCUGGAUACCUGCAACGCAGGACCAAGCUGCCAAGUUCUAACGCUAUAGCAGCUUCUUUAGGCUGCAGCUGCAGGGGAACAAACUGCAAAGUCUGAAUGCUGCAGCAGCUUCCUCACAGGAGUGAGCUGUGAAGCCCUAAGGAGAGUAGCUUUCACCCCAUAACUGCCUUAUUAAUUAAAAAAAACAAAACAAAACACAAAAAACACCAAAAAACCCCACUCCCUCAAAGCCCCCCCCCAAAAAAACCCACUAAAAAUAUCCACCAAGAAAACCCCCAAAAAACCCACCAAAAAAACACCCCGAAAACAAACAAAACCACAACAUCCCCCCCCAAAAAAACACCAAAAAACCCAAAAAGAAACCAAAAAACCCACGAACAAAAAAUCCUAAAAACAAACAAACAAACAAAAACUAAUCGACCCAAAAAGAAACACAAAAACCCCUAUAAAGUUAUCGAUUUUGAACCCACAGGAACAUCAUGGACAAGUGUUUACCACGCAGGGUGGGUGGCUCACGCCCCAAUCCACAGCUUUUGAUGUAACAGAUUUCGGUCCCCCCCCCGGCAGAGGCGUGGAAGGGUUAAUUAAGUUUCCCCUCCCGAGGCUGGGGGGUGCAGUCGCCAAAGCGGCUUUUCCCCCCUCGCAAUUCGUUGCCUCCUGGAUCGUAUGUUCCAUCUCCGAGAGGCUGAGGGGCGAUUGCCGGGGCUCCCCUCGCGCUCUCGUGAGGGACCCGUCCAUGCGGCAGCGCUCAGCCACCCCCGCGGCCCCCCACGGAAUGCCUCCGGUUCCCGGGACUCACACCGGGCUGCCGAACCCACUGCUCCCGUGCCCUAUCACGUAACACUUCUGCCCGGUGAGCACGUGUACUGCCGCAUUUCGAGGGUUUCGCCUAUAUUAAGACCCUCCGAAGGACUGGACGUCUUCUUUUAAAGCGUCCGUCAGCCUCUGAGGAGCAGCCUAAGGGGCCGGGUCUGCCGGUACAGCCAUGGGGAUCCCUUCCCGUCCCUGCCCCCUCCCCAUUGCUGGGCUAUCAGCAGCCGCUUGUGUUCCUCCCGCCAACUCCGACAGAACUUCCAUCAGAGCGCUUCUGGUCCCCAGCACUCUCCUGUCUCCUCCUCGCUCAGCAGCUUCAGCCCCCGCUCCGCCCAAGAGCAGAGUACGCGGUUCCCUGAGCUCGGGACCGCCCCUGGGGCUGCAGAGACAACAGCUCGGGCCUUCCUGCCUUGCGAACCCGCGGUGCCUACUUUAGUAAAAUAUCGCCUUUUUUCUCUCCGAUGUCUCCAUUUCGUUUUAACUACUUUCGCCUCCGACUCCUCGGAAUCCGCACCUGCCACCAACUUUCAACUUCGGGCAACGCUGGGAGGGAGGAUCCCCGUUUGUGCCAGGGCGACUCCAGCCCCAUGCUCCAACGCAUGUGUCUGCUCUGCUCGCUUUCUCUUUGCCUUUCUGCUUUUACACCACCUCUCAGUAUUACCCUCCUCCCCAUGUUCAGAGCACUCAGGCAGGUUCCAUUCUCAGCAGCUCAGAACCCCACACCUGCUGCCCCUACACCGGAAUGAACCUUUUCCACCCACUGUGAACAGAGAUGAAAAGCGUAACAGCUGCAACUCCCCAGUAAUUCCUGAAUUUUCCAUGUCAGGCCCAACGAUGCCAAUUUACACAUCGCAAAAGCUCCCCAGGAACCAGCUUAGGCAGGCGACAAGCACCAAAUAAGCUUCAUUUUAACCAGAAUUGUCUAGGAAAGACCCAACUGCCAACAGACUCUGUCCAAAACUAUUCAGCACUCUGACAACACAACAAAACACGUAUUCAGACACCAGCUGGGGGCUCAGUUACUACAUAACUAAUUCAGACUCAAGAUAGCCCAAAAAUUUUGAAUGAUAAUUCAAAGCAUGCAUCAACCCACUCAUGAAAACGGAGGGCUCCCAAGGGUACCCAGGAGAUGUUAUCACUCACCAUUGGAGUCCUCCAGGAAACUUCUUCGGCCUGCACGCCAACUCUACAGCGAACACUUUCCCACCCCACACCCGCUCGUUGAACAACACCAAUCUGACAGGCGGCCUCCGGUGGGGUCCGUUUAUAUGAGCUUGUGGUCAUUUAUGGUAGUGGUCUGGAAACUUCUCUCAACCGAGGCGUUUCACUGGUCAAGGGCCCUGUCUGUCAAACAAGGGGUGGCUACAUGACCAUAAUGGUCUAUCGCUCUGGAAGUUUCUGGUGCUUUGUGGGGGGGUUGGAGCGUGGGGAGGGGAGGUGGCGCGGGGAGCUGCACUGGCCACACUCACAAACCCCGUGGCCUUCUAUGGUGGGGGGGUGGGGGGCAGCUUCUUUGGACAAGGGAAGAGCUAUAGGUGUUAUCUAUCUGAACUUCUGUAAAGCUUUCGACACAGCCCCCUGCAACAACCUUAUCUCUAAAUUGGAGAGAGGCAGAUUUGGUGGAUGGACUGUUUUGUGGAUGAGGAACUGGCUGGAUGGUCACAUCCAGAGGGCAGUGGUCAGCGUCCAGAAGGAGAUCAGUGGCAGGUGCUGUCCCUCAGGGGUCUGUACUGCAACCAGUACUAUUUAAUACCUUCAUCAACAACGCAGACAGUGGGAUGGAGUGACCCUCAGCAGAGCUGCAGCGGGCUGCAAGCCGAGCGGUGCAGCUGUCACACCUGACGGACAGGCUCGCUGGUUUUGCAUGUUGUAACUGUGGCCUGAUGUUUAGAUUGCUUGUUAUUUAUAAAGAAACCCUGCUGUAAAAAUUAAUUCAUAGAAAAGGAAGAGAGAAAAUUCAGAGUAAAGGAGAAGAAAAUUGAAUACUUACUCUUUUAUUAGGAGCAUGUUUAUUUUCUGAAUCACUCCAUCGGCCAACUUUUUUGGUUUUUUUUCAACACAUUCUGCACUCUCUCAGCAUAGUCUUUCUCUUUUUAACCAAGUCAAUAGUUUGGCCUCUUUCUAUGAGCAGGGUUAGCAUUUUCUUCUCUGCGAGUUCCCUCUGUGCCUCUAUACCCCCUGGGAGCCGAUAGGCAGCCUUUCUGCAUACUGCAUUUUAUUUAGGAAUAUGUUAAUACCAAAGACAGCUGUUAAGGAACUGCCUUCAUUCCACUGCAAGUAACAUCACCUGUCUAUCCCUCUGUCUCUGAAACAAGGCUCUUGUUAUUAAAACACCCUACAUGAGUGGAGAGACUGAGUGCAAAGGGUGGGAUGAUGGACACCUCUGGUUCUUCUGUAGAAAUAGUCAGGCUGGAUGGAUUGAUAAAGCUGCAUGACUUGCCAAGCACACAGCCCUUCUUGUUCCUUGCCAGUGGUAUGGAAUACCCAUAUACCAUGGCUGCUGCAGCUAUAAUAAUAGUCCAGUGCAUGGCCAGGUGAAAUGAGGAUGCCAUCUCAGGCCCGCUGCAACCAACAGAAGCAUGGACCUACAGAAUUUUACCUGUCUGUACAAAUAUGUGCUUCAAAUUCCUGUCUCUUAAAAAGGUAUGUGAAAUUUUAUAAGCUCACAUUUUUCAUUUGCAUUUGGGCAAAUUUGUGCAUUUAUUUUUGUGCAAGAUGUUGUAAACACAUGAAAAAGUGCUGUUAUUUGUGAAGCUCAGGCGUUUUCAUACAUUAAGAAACUAAAAUGUAGUAAAUGUAGUAAAUAGUUGCAAAUAACAUGCUUCGUAGUGCGAUAAUCUUACGAGUACUCCAGACUGCAUGCAAAGCAUCUGUCUGCUAAGGACAGCUCAGCUCGUGAGAGCACCCCGUGACUCGCUGUGUGUGGACAUUGUACUCUUCCACCCACACACGUGGGAUCCAGGUGAGCGGUUCUAUUGGCCUUUCGAUGGUGUUUUUGUUCUGAGCAAGCAGCUUGACCAGGCCUGGGUACAGCACUGAGUGUGAAGACACACACAAAUUUUACUGUUGGAUAAAGGCAGCCUGCUGUAUUAAUGCAGACCCUCACGACAGGAGCAAGAGGCGUUUGUAAAUCCUCACACUGUGGUGUGGAGCAAGGGCCACCAAAUCAGUUGUCCCCUGAUGGUGGCCUAACCAGCAGCCUGUCGACUGGUGUCAAUCAAUCAGCAUGUCCUUUGGAGCUGUUCCACUUUGCACUGGGAGUUAAAUCCUCCUUGUACCAGUGAGGGAAAUAUAAAGCAAUAUAUUUGUGUCUAACAUACUAAGCUCCCCAAUUAAUAACAAAAGUUUAAUUCCUAUGUCCAAUCUGCUUUUUGACCUUGCUAUCCUCCACCCUUCUGAAAGGUAAUUUUUACCAGACAAGUAAAAGUCCAGAAUUUAUUUUCAGGCCCCUUAGCACAGGGAGCAACAGAAUUCAGCUGUGGCCUGUGAGUUGCUCUGGGGGGGCAACUCACCCCCCAAAAACAUACCAAAGACACCUGGCACUGGAGUGUGAGCUGAGGAAUAAUUCUGUUACAGCACUCCUGAAGAAAAAAAGGAACAACAAAAUGAAACAAAAACUAAUGAGUAUUUCCUUUACUAAAACAGAGACCAGUUGUUGGGACUGCUUUUAAUACCUUAACUAAAGGCUUCAUAUUUCUUUGCAGCACCAACAGGAGAAAAUGAUGGUAGUGCAGGGUGACUGUGACACGUAAGGCGUACAAACAUAGGUGUAAGCAUUGGUCUAGCUGAGUGAUUUUUCUCAGCUUCGGAGCUUCACCAGUUUUUUUGGGCGGGCACAGAUUCCAAGAGAGCAAACAGAUACCUGACAAUAUGCUGAUUUUUCUCAGGGAUCUUGUCAGGAUGGCUUAGGCAGUGCCCAGAGAUGCUUCUCCUCUGCUGGUGACUCCUGCUCUGAUCAGCCAGCUGUCAAAAUGCAAGAUUACCCAAACCCGUAUUGCUCCUGACAGAGGAAAUUGCGAGUCUCCUGCCACUGAAAGUUUCUCAGAUAUAAAUGUCUGUUCAGUUGCCUUGGAGUCAGAAAAUAUCUUUCCAAUAGCUUUUCACAUAUUUGGAGAUUGUUUUUUUCUGUAACUGCGCAGCUAAUCAUUUGUUCCUAAGUAGUUCUUUGCUCUUGUUCUUACUGAACUGUAUCGCAGGUUUUUCUGACCAUUUUCCAGACUGAUUUUGGUACAAAUGAGCAGGCCAUGAAUUCAGUCCGUAACACCAGCUGGAGUUUGGAAUAGUUGGUUUAGCUCACAGCAAACCACAGCGAGGGAGCAGGAACGGGACGUGACUGUCGGGCACAGGACCUUGAAGAGCCAACACAGUAAUCUGACUGUGUCCCUCACGAAAAUGGGCAAGAGGAGUAUUUCUACAUUGAGUACCAAUUUCAAGCCUCUGAGCUCACAGUUUGAGAAAACGUACAGGCUGGAAAUGACGACAGAUCUGGUGAAGUCAGGACUGAUGGUAUAAUUUUCUAUGGCUGUGUGUUGUGUUCUGAAUUCAUAUUAGCGUUAAAGGUAAAAAUACAGUUUAAACAGCACUGGAAAUGCCUUAUGUUAAAUAACCUUCACAUUCUGUAGGUAGUUUAUCACGGUAUUUCUGAUCUUUGGUAGGGAAAGACAUAGUUGUUUCAAAAAAAUUAAGUUUAAUAUUUCUGCACAGUGGUUUGUAUUGACAAACACCAAAACCUCUAUGACAUACACAAGGUAAAUUAUGUGAAAAUACAAAAAUCAGUCAUUGCACAUACUGGUAAAUAAAUACAUUUACUCCAGAAUACCAAAGAGUUUCUUUAGAAAAUUUAGUUUGUAAAAGCACAUUCUUGCAGGUUUAUCUAAAACUCCAUAUAGGUCUGAACAAAAGUGAGAUGCCUGAAUACUUGAAACAGGUCAAGACAGUCUUGUGUGCAAACAAGCAUAACAUAUUACAGGCAUUAUGGAAAAACAUGACUGGUUAAAUAUUAGUUCUCUAGAUUAAGCCUUUUUUGACAAUUUUGAUAUUUUCCACUCUUUAAACCCCAUAUAAUGUAAAGGAAAUCUAGACCAUACCGUACUUGAAUUCUACUGUAUAUAAUUGGUUUACUUAAGAAAGGCAAAGAGAUGAAUUAGAAGAUGUUUAAUGUAGGUAUUAAAAAAAAACAAGCAAACAAACCAACAAC
This is a messenger RNA of Columba livia (rock pigeon), 13560 nucleotides long. It is a transcript of the gene RIC3, whose product is annotated as RIC3 acetylcholine receptor chaperone. The transcript is spliced from 6 exons. The record is from RefSeq and is a predicted model, not a curated record. NCBI's taxonomy places the organism in Eukaryota, Metazoa, Chordata, Aves, Columbiformes, Columbidae. Gene Ontology annotation, biological process: synaptic transmission, cholinergic; protein localization to cell surface. Bases 53 to 1231 code for a protein of 392 amino acids. Gene Ontology annotation, cellular component: neuronal cell body; intracellular membrane-bounded organelle; neuron projection.